AUGGCACAACAGGGACAACCGCAAACAGUGGCACCAGUGGAACCAUGCUGGAAUUACCCGAUCUAUCAGGCGUACCUCGCCCGGAUUGACCCGGCUGCGCAGCCCUACCGUAACGUCGUCGAUCACUUCUGGUUCAAUCUUCUACGCCAACGACAUUGGAAUGUCUUUCUAACCAACCUUCGUGAUCAACAAGCGCACCACGUCAUCGCCAUCGAAGCGAGGUGGUUUCCGACCGACACCGCGUCCGGUUGGCAGAAUGACUACGACUGGAAAGAUGUCCGGGAGACACUUCGAAGUCAUAUGCUCCGGGAUCAGACCAUGCGAACGACCAUGCAAACCACGUACGGUAUCGUGGCAGUUGGGGACCGGGUUCGCUUUUACUACAUGUCCAGGAACGAUUUGGAAGGUGAACUUUGCACCUGGAACGGUAAUCCUGUGAAUGCCCCAGAGGCGGAUGAAUCGCCCAUCUUGAAUAUUCACGACCCUAUUGAUCAGGAAAGAAUUCAUCAACUGAUGCUUCGCAUGCGUCAGGAUAUCCUCUCUGGGAACAAUACCUACUAG
Messenger RNA from Aspergillus welwitschiae, 561 nucleotides. RefSeq lists its product as uncharacterized. The record is from RefSeq and is a predicted model, not a curated record. Lineage: Eukaryota; Fungi; Ascomycota; Eurotiomycetes; Eurotiales; Aspergillaceae. The transcript is spliced from 2 exons. Bases 1 to 561 code for a protein of 186 amino acids.